This is a messenger RNA of Xylaria bambusicola, 774 nucleotides long. RefSeq names its product heterokaryon incompatibility protein-domain-containing protein. The record is from RefSeq and is a predicted model, not a curated record. The transcript is spliced from 2 exons. Bases 1 to 774 code for a protein of 257 amino acids. Lineage: Eukaryota; Fungi; Ascomycota; Sordariomycetes; Xylariales; Xylariaceae.
AUGCGCCUUUUGCGUUGCGAUAUCACCGACAAACUCCGGCCUGUGGAAUUCUUCAACAGGACCCUCCCUCCCUAUGCUAUUUUAUCCCACACGUGGGAAGCGGACGACGAAGAGGUUACUUUUCGAGAUAUUCUAGACGACACGGGACAGAACAAAUCUGGCUAUAAGAAGAUCCGCUUCUGCGCAAAGCAAGCGAAAAAAGAUGGCCUGCAAUUUAUCUGGGUCGACAGCUGCUGCAUCGAUAAAUCUAGCAGCGCGGAGCUCUCGGAGGCUAUCAAUUCCAUGUUCUGCUGGUAUCAGGGCGCAGAGAAAUGCUACGUUUAUUUAUCUGACGUUUCAGCUAAAGGAGCCUCCAGGGGUAAACCGCCCCCAAGUCAAGGGCGCAAGCUAUGCAUCCAUCACAGCAGGUGGUUUACUCGGAGCUGGACACUCCAGGAACUGCUUGCACCGAGGAUUGUGGAGUUUUUCUCUCAAGAAUGGAAACAUCUUGGAAGCAAGACUAGAUUAGUCCGAGCGAUUGGAUGCGUAACCAAAAUCCCUGAUGAAGCUCUCCUCGGUAUUGUGGCCUUAUCGCAAUUCAGCAUCAAUGAACGAAUGUCGUGGGCGGAAGGGCGCAAUGCGACGCGUGAAGAGGAUACCGCAUACUCUCUACUAGGCAUUUUCAAUGUUCAUAUGCCGCUCAUAUAUGGAGAGGGUCAGCAGAAUGCGUUUGCUCGGCUGCGGAGGGAGAUUGGUCGGUCAACACAUUCAACGCAGUUUCUGGCAGUCAGAUGA